Molecule: messenger RNA, 1668 nt
Organism: Globicephala melas (long-finned pilot whale)
Lineage: Eukaryota; Metazoa; Chordata; Mammalia; Artiodactyla; Delphinidae
Gene: DMRTA2
Product: DMRT like family A2
Biological process (GO): regulation of transcription by RNA polymerase II; sex differentiation
Cellular component (GO): nucleus
Molecular function (GO): DNA-binding transcription factor activity, RNA polymerase II-specific; protein binding; RNA polymerase II cis-regulatory region sequence-specific DNA binding
Source: RefSeq, a predicted model, not a curated record
AUGCGCUCCUCACCGCAAGUUUCUCCCCUCUUCCCACGGUGUUCCACGCCAGGUCCUGCCAUGGAGCUGCGCUCCGAGUUGCCCAGCGUACCCGGCGCGCCGACGGCGGCUGCGACAGCGACGGGCCCGCCCGUGGCUUCGGUGGCGUCGGUGGCAGCGGCGGCGGCAGCGGCCGCUUCGCUACCUGUGAGCGUGGCGGGCGGCUUGCUACGAGCGCCGCCGCUGUUGUUGCGGGCUGCGGAGAAGUACCCGCGGACCCCCAAGUGCGCGCGCUGCCGCAACCACGGCGUGGUGUCUGCGCUCAAGGGCCACAAGCGCUACUGCCGCUGGAAGGACUGCCUGUGCGCCAAGUGCACGCUCAUCGCCGAGCGCCAGCGCGUCAUGGCGGCGCAGGUGGCGCUGCGCAGGCAACAGGCGCAGGAAGAGAACGAGGCGCGCGAGUUACAGCUCCUCUACGGCACUGCCGAGGGCCUGGCGCUGGCCGCCGCCAACGGCAUCAUCCCGCCGCGACCCGCCUACGAGGUCUUCGGCUCUGUGUGCGCCGCCGACGGCGGCGGGCCGGGAGCGGGAGCGCCCGCGGGCACCGGAGGCGGCGCCGCGGGCGCGGGGAGCUCAGAGGCCAAGUUACAGAAGUUUGACGUAUUCCCCAAGACGCUGCUUCAGGCAGGCCGCGCAGGCAGCCCGCAGCCGCCGCCGGGAAAGCCCUUAUCACCCGACGGCGCGGACUCUGGUCCCGGGACAUCGUCCCCAGAGGUGCGAGCAGGCUCGGGCUCGGAGAACGGCGACGGCGAGUCCUUUUCUGGGUCGCCCCUGGCCCGGGCCUCCAAAGAGGCAGGUGGCAGCUGCCCAGGCAGCGCUGGCCCCGGAGGCGGCGGCGAGGAGGACAGCCCGGGAUCCACCAGCCCUCUGGGUUCAGAAUCCGGUUCCGAGGUCGACAAAGAAGAGGCAGAGGCCGCUCCCGCGCCCGGGCUGGGCGGGGGCCCGGGUCCACGACAGCGGACGCCGCUAGACAUCUUGACGCGCGUCUUCCCGGGCCACCGGCGGGGUGUCCUGGAGCUAGUGUUGCAGGGCUGCGGCGGCGACGUGGUGCAGGCUAUCGAGCAGGUGCUGAACCACCACCGCGGGGGCCUGGCGGCCGGCCUCGGCCCCGCCGUGCCCCCCGAUAAGGCCGCGGUGGGGGCAGUAGUAGCAGCGGAUGACGCGUGGCCUGGCCGCGUCGACGCCGCGGCCGCUGGGGGGCCGGGGCUGCCCGCGCCGCUGCAGGCGGGCCCAGCCGCACCUCCGCACCACAGACCUUUGCUGGCCGGCGCCAUGGCGCCCGGGGCGCUGGGCUCGCUGAGCAGCCGCUCGGCCUUCUCGCCACUGCAGCCCAACGCCAGUCACUUCGGUGCCGACGCGGGCGCCUACCCGCUGGGCGCGCCGCUCGGCCUCAGCCCCCUGCGCCUGGCCUACUCGGCGGCGGCGGCGCACAGUCGCGGCCUGGCCUUCAUGGCUCCCUACUCCACCGCCGGCCUGGUGCCCACACUCGGCUUCCGCCCGCCCAUGGACUACGCCUUCAGUGAUCUCAUGCGCGACCGCUCGGCCGCCGCCGCUGCUGUGCACAAGGAGCCGACCUACGGCGGCGGCCUGUACGGGCCCAUGGUCAAUGGCGCCCCUGAGAAGCAGUAG